Ruditapes philippinarum (Manila clam) is the source of this 866-nucleotide messenger RNA. RefSeq lists its product as uncharacterized. NCBI's taxonomy places the organism in Eukaryota, Metazoa, Mollusca, Bivalvia, Venerida, Veneridae. The coding region runs from base 177 to 866 and encodes 229 amino acids. The record is from RefSeq and is a predicted model, not a curated record. The transcript is spliced from 4 exons.
GUGAAAACCCGUUUGUUACUAAAAAAGGCAGAUAUGUCUGUAACUAGCUUUCUUAAUUCUUUGAAUUGAAAGGGUUUAUAAAGUAAGGAUGGCAGACAAAUAUUAUCGACUGGUAACAUUUAUCGUGAAUAUCUGCCCCAAACCCUUACGAGCCUUGUUUAUAUCUAAGGCAGAACAUGAUCCAUAGAUUUACUGAUAUCGAGAACUACCUGUAUUUUCGAAGAGGUGAAAUCGAAACUUUACGGAAACGUUUCAGAAUAAGUGAAGAUCAGUUUGCUCUUAUUUACCCAGCUAUUCACUCCGUGGAUAUUAAAACAUGGGACGUAACUUUACUGAUAUUAUUGCUCAAAGAGUUAUUUCCAAAACAGUUGCAGCAAAAUGAAAGAGAUUGCCUUCGUUAUAUUACUGAAAUUAGGAACAGUCUACAACAUAUUGCAAACAUAGAGUUUGUAACUGACGAGAAGUUCAAUACCUCAUGGACAUGUCUAAGGGAUGCUGUUCUUACUCUAAAACAAUCCACCGGAGCAUCCGUGCUUGGCAAUAUAGAAGAUGAAAUCAAAACGGCACUUGUUGAUAAUAUGCCCUCUUUUGGAGAUGUUCGUAGUACUUGGCAAAAGUCACUGUACUCGGAACUUCAAUUACGAUAUUCUGAUCUAGCAAAUGAAGUUAAAAUAACGAAAGAAGGAACAAUGGAAGCAAAAAAGAUUUUAACGAAAGCAACUGUUGCGAAGAAAGGGCGUUCGGGAGUACCCGAAAAAAGAAUGAAAAUUGUUGACAGAAAAAUAGAGCGAAUGAAAGAAAAACUCAAGAGAGCACUGUUAGAAGAAAACGACUGCAAAGAAAAUUUCAAAAGGGGCCAUUUCUGA